Triticum dicoccoides is the source of this 2205-nucleotide messenger RNA. RefSeq names its product putative B3 domain-containing protein Os08g0325100. The record is from RefSeq and is a predicted model, not a curated record. The transcript has 7 exons. Gene Ontology annotation, molecular function: DNA binding. NCBI's taxonomy places the organism in Eukaryota, Viridiplantae, Streptophyta, Magnoliopsida, Poales, Poaceae. Bases 99 to 1847 code for a protein of 582 amino acids.
AGCGUUGUCACUCCACAUACUACUACUGGCAGAGACCAGCCGAAGGCGGCGAGAAGGAGAAGUAAAGGCGGCAGGAUAAGCAAGGGGCGGCUAAAAGGAUGGGCAUAUCUUUUGGAAGCUGCAAGCUGCCGGAUGAGCAAUACUACAAGCAUUUGGAUGAUGAAAAGAAGUAUUUCUUGGUGCUUAUGUUGGGUGAUUUCCAAGAUUCGAUGAUAAUCCCGGAAGAAGUUGUGCGGCGCUUGAAAGGUGAGAUCCCAGGAGAGAUCAAGCUAGAAACCCGAAAUGGUUACAGUCACACUAUUGUGGUUGCCAAGAACCAAGAAAAGCUUGUUCUUACAGUGGGUUGGCGGCAAUUCAUCGAAAACUAUGAUCUACAGAUUGGUGAUUCCUUAAUGUUCAGAUACAAAGGGAACUCUCAGUUUAAUGUCAUGACCUUUGAUAAGCUUGGUCGUGAAAAAGCAUUAUCAGUUGUUCUGGAUCCUUUUUUGCAUCGGGUCCAAGACAGGCGCAACGAGGCACAUGAAAUCGGGUCUUCUAAAAAGAUGGAUGUGCCUUCGGAAAGAUGCAAGAGCCGGACUGAAUAUCACUACGCAAACUUGGAUGAUGAGAAGAAAUAUUUCUUGGAGCAUAUGAUGGGCGAUUUUCAACAUGAGAUGAUCAUCCCAGAAGUAUUUGUUCAGCGCUUCAAGGGCGAAUUCCCAAGAGAGAUGAUACUUGAAACACAAAAUUGCCACAGUUACGUAAUUGGAGUUGCCAAGAACAAUGGAAAUCUUGUCCUUACAGUGGGAUGGGGGAAAUUUGUUGGGACCUUUGGUCUAGAGAUGGGUGACACCAUAGUAUUUAGAUACAUUGGGAACUCUCGAUUUAAUGUCAUAAUCUUUGAUGAACUUGGCUGUGAGAAGGUAUCAUCAAUUUUUGUGGAUCCUUCUCCACCUCCUGCGCAAGAAAGGCGAACAAGUGCUACUGAUACUGUGAAAAGUUCUCAUUUUCGUCCUCAGGCCAUACAAACGCAGCCAUUUAGCAUAGGGAAAGAGAUGCCAAUGGAGUCACCACGCCUCCAAAUGGAAACGGACAAGUCAUGUCAAGACAAGAACACCGUGAUAAGUACUUCCUCCUGCGAGUCAUCAGGAGAUUGUUUCUCCUCUAAAGAAGAAUAUGGAGUACGUGAAGAUGAAGAAGAAUAUGGAGUACGUGAAGUGCCUGGUUCCAAUUUCACCGUCAGGAAGAAGAAGGUCAGGCUAUCUUCAAUUCAGAAGGAGCAGUUGAAGGAUGGUUACAUUACCGUGAACAAGACCAAACUAACUCCAGCUCAGAAGGAAGUUGUGAAGCAUAAGGUCCAUUCCAUAGACUCAGAGAUCCCCAUCUUUGUUGCUGUGAUGCGCAAGUCUAACCUCAAUUCAAGAUUCAAUCUGACUUUUCCCAGACACUAUGCUAAGAAAUAUCUCAGAGAGGAGCCAAGCAUGUGUCUUCGGCGGCGGGAAAGGAAGUGGGGGGUGCGGUUCGGUGAAAACAAUGGUGGUAAUAAGCUCAGGAUCGGAUGGAAGCAGUUUGUAGAAGGCAACAAGCUGAAGAUGGGCGAUAUCUGCCUCUUUAAACUGUUGACCGAUGAGAGGGGAACCAUGACGGUCUUUAUCAUCCGCGCGAAAUUUGUCAAUUACUGGGCACGUCUCAGUGAUGCUGACCGUGAAGCAGCGUUCCAGAGAGGGGCUCUUGCUCAUCAGGCUGAUGGGGCGCGUGCUCCUGUCUCAAGGUUGCUUCACAUCGCUAAAACUGAAGCUAUGGAGGAUGAUGUUGUUGCCCCUGAGUGCCUGAUCGCUGAAGCAAAAAUCUGGCGUGGUGUGGGUUAAACGAGCGAUCCUAUAUAUCGAUCAUGAGGCCUCAGUUACAUUGUACUUCCUCCGUUCCAAAAUACAAGUCUUUCUAGAGAUUUCAAUAGGUGAUUACACACGGAGCAAAAUGAGUGAAUCUACACUCUAAAAUAUGUCUACAUACAUCUGUAUGUUGUAGUCCAUUUGAAAUGUCUAAAAAGACUUAUAUUUCGGAACGGAGGGAGUAGAUUUGUAGUAGAAACUUGAAACUGUUCUGAUGCUCGACCUACCUCUGUAUUUUGUUCGUUAUUUCUGUUGGCUGUAGUUUUAGCUGCCUUUUAAUCCAUUGCACGUAUGGAGGCUGUAGUUUUAGCUGCCUUUUAGUUUCCUGUUGCAC